Messenger RNA from Ooceraea biroi (clonal raider ant), 8184 nucleotides. Its product is annotated as ral GTPase-activating protein subunit alpha-1. The record is from RefSeq and is a predicted model, not a curated record. Gene Ontology annotation, molecular function: GTPase activator activity. Gene Ontology annotation, biological process: positive regulation of GTPase activity; regulation of small GTPase mediated signal transduction. Lineage: Eukaryota; Metazoa; Arthropoda; Insecta; Hymenoptera; Formicidae. Gene Ontology annotation, cellular component: nucleus; cytoplasm.
GCAGUACUGCCAGUGAAGUGAGGCUCUCAAGAUGGCCGUCACGUACAUCUGAUCGGAGGUGUGUGCGAAAUUCGACGCCGAUUCAACGCGAUAAAAGCGAGCCAUGCACUUCGUGCUGCUGGCAUGGUGAUCGCGUGGAGGUGACCGGCUCGGUAUUGAUGUGGACCAUCCUGGGCAGCGUCGUCGAUGGUUGUUCCUGUCCCCGCGGCCGCCGGCGGCUCGCAUUUUGAACCAUGUUCAGCAAGAAGCUCCAUGUAGACGUUAAGAAGUCAACGCUCAAGAUCCAGGAUGUCAAGAAGGACAGCACGACGCGGUUCAAACAUCUCAAGAUCGUGCUAGAAAAUGUGGAUACUGAUGAAGCAAAGGGUUUCUUCGAAGGCAACUUCAGCCAUGUGUACUUUAUCUUAUACGAUUGUUUCGUAUCCGCUGAAGCAAACCUUCGGCAACGCGAGCUUUCCUUCCAUAUUGUGCAUAAGGCGCACAGGGAGGAGUUAGAACAAGUGUUACAGCUCCUGGAGAAAGUUUUAACUCUUCUUCCUGAGCUGCUCAACAGACGAUGGCAAUGCCAUAGUCUAGCACGGAUUUUGCAAAAGCUUUUGCAUCCUGGUAACAGUUGGAAACUUCGUAGACAAGCCAUAAGAUAUUUUAUUUUAUGGUAUCAAGCCCUUGGCGAAAAUGCUCCUGAGCACAUACAUCAAAUGUUCGCCAGCUUGGUGCCAGGAUUCCCACCGCAUCAAGCAUCGCCUUACAAAUGUGAUCGUAAAACAGAAGGCAAGAAAGAAAAACUCGCGAAAGCAGCUAAUCCCGAAGAAAAAGAUAAGAGAGAAUUCUACGAUACGCAGCUCGUGCAGAGCACCUUUCAUGACAAUGGAGCGAAUCAGUGUCCUGUCAGUCAAGUUGACGGCGGGCCUAUCCUACCACCACAAAGUGGGGAAAAACCACUUGACAACGAAACUGUUAGGUUCCUGGAAGCAUUGCUUGAAUUUAUGGUUACUCAGGUGGUGAAGAUAGAAUGGCGAGAUAAAUCUACACGACAGCAUAAAACUUUCCAAUUUUUAUUAGAACGAUUUAAGGCAUCGUAUCUCCGUCACAUUUGUCCCGAAUUUAAUGAGAAUUUUUCACUUUAUAAACCUAAUCUGGAAUUACCCACGAUGCGGAAGCCAACGAAUCAAAAUCAGGAUAACUAUAUGCUCUGCAGAGUCGUUCUAAUCAAAUGGGUUGCAAGUUUUACGCACGUUGCCAGGAAGGACGGACUCUUCGCGCAACUUUCACAGAGCACGACGCCGAACGAGGAAAACGCCGAAUCGGAGUUACGCCGCGUGUCAGUUACUCAGAACUCUACAGACUCGAAUCUACUGUCGCCCGAAUCAUCUGUGGUGCAACAGGACGGUCAGAAUCAGGAGGAUAGUGCUAUCUCGGCUGUUACAUUGGUCAGAGAUGUUUUAUAUGGCAAUCGAGAUAAUGUAAACUUUGUGCAUGAACUGUACAGACAAGCGUUUCUUCUGGAUUUUCAUCAUGCUGGAGCGAUAAGAAAGGCCAUUGCAGUUUACAAAGAUUGGAUUCAGAUGAACGAAAUUCCCCCGUUUAUGCUGGAACCACUAGACAGCCAUAAAGAUCGAGAUUUGGAAGAACAUCAAAGGAAGGAUAUAAAUGAAAUAGAGAAGAGCCCUUCUGAAAGUUACCGGCAGACGAGGCUAAGAAACGAUUCUUAUCUCGGCGCUAUACAUCGGGAAAAUUUAUUCAUUAGGGCAGGCUUGCAGAAUGUUUUACAAAUUUUCAUCACGCAAGCGUCAAAUGUAUUCUUCUUAGAGAAUUCGGGGUCGAAUGCGUCGCUAACGUUACUCGAGGAACAGACGGAUAGCUGCAAGAGGGUCUUAAACGUGUAUCGAUACGUUGUUAUGCACUCUAGAUUGGAACCAGCAACCUGGGAACAGUUACUUAGAGUGUUACUGCAAAUUACAUCGCUUGUACUGAGCGAGAAAUCCUUCCGCCGUAAACACCAGGAAAGUAUCGGUGGAAAACUUGCUCCUGCCAUAUUUCAGACCUUAAUUGUUACAUGGAUUAAAGCUAACUUAAACGUGGUUAUUUCUACCCAAUUAUGGGACCAGUUUCUAGAGGUGUUAACAUCAUUAACGCAAUGGGAAGAAUUAAUUCGAGAGUGGGCGAAAACUCUGGACACACUGACAAGAGUGUUGGCGAGACAUGUGUAUAAUUUAGACCUGAAUGACCUACCGUUAGACAGACUUAGCGAACAAAAAUCGAAAAAGCGGCGUGGAGUUGGAAGUCGUGCGGCGUCAACAGGAAGCGUUCAACCACCUCGAAAAGGCAGUGUCGAUCAGGAAAACAAUGCCGCUCCGAAAGGAAGCAUCACUGAUCAUCCGCUGCGUGAUAUAAGGAAAGUGCGGCCGUUACCGCGCAGUGCAAGCGACAACACCAUAUACAGCGGCAAGGCUCGUACAAAAGUGCACAGGCAACGCACGCACACGAUACACAGCGGCAUUCCCGUACUCCCCCUAUCGAUAGAACAAGAUAUGGCUCGGUUACUGUCAAGCGGUUCAACCUCGUCGUCAGCGGCCGGUAGGAAGAUGCUGCCCAGCAGACGUGCCAAAUCGUUGGAUAGCAUUGUUGUAGUUGAUAGCGAACCGCCGUCACCACGAUGCCCAUCUCCAACACCCAGCAGCGGCGUUGACAGCAAUAAAGAUAGCCCCAUACAGAUAGAGAAUAUUGAUGGUAGCAGUAUUGACACAAAUGAUGCGUCUGAAAGAAGAUCAGUUAUGGCGGGAGGAGGCGUACGUGGAUGGCUGCCAGAUGUGGCCGUCGUUUUGUGGCGACGUAUGCUCUCAGCAUUAGGAGAUGUCAAUAACAUUCAAGAUCCUGUUUUACACGGCCAGGUCAUGGAUUAUCUUGUGCAGCUCACACAGACACUGAUUAAGAUACGUUUGAAUCAAGGAGUAUCGGGAGAUAAUCAAGUAACACCACCGGCACCAGAACUGAUUCCACCUUUAACAGUUAUCGCACCAUGGUGUUUUAAGGCCAUCCAACUUCCCGAGCAAUAUGAAAUCGGUAAACUGGCUGCUUAUCGCCUUAUAUGUCUCUUGACGGUGCAACCAUUGGAUAUCAGUUUACCGAGACAACAUCUGACGCUCUUCUAUCGCGCCGUUCAUAAUGGAAUUGCCAGCAACGACAGUAAAGUUCUGCACGUGCUUGUGAAGUACACAGGACCCAGGCUAUUCAGUCUAAAUCUACCCGGAUCGAGUCUCUUGAUUCUGGAUUACAUACACGCUGCUAACGUGAUACUUAGCAGUCAGGAUAUCGAGGCACCAAGAACAGAAGCUGUUUCAAUUAUUGGCUCGUUAUUAUCUUUGCCAGCUGCGAUGAUCAAGCUACCUAUGUUACAACCGAACGGGCCUGACAUUGCAACCAUGACGUGUCCAGAGGCAAAAGAACAUAUUGUAACGAUACUUUUGCGGAGCUGUCGGCGAGAGCCCACUGGAAUUGCAAGAUGCGUCGCCCUAUCAAGCAUAGCGAUGUUCGUGUAUAAAGAGCUGUCGUACAGAACGCAGCAUCCAAGAGUUCCGGAGGCCGUCACAGUUCUUCUCCUUGCACUUAGAGCCUCACACGCUACGGUUGCGCAGGUUGCGUGUAAUUCUCUUUUACUUCUCUGCGAUAAGGCUGACGUGCUGUUAGAACUAUAUCCUAACGUGCCAUCUAAGAUAAUACAGAUCUUGUCGGACACGCUCGGACGAAUGACAGCGCGAGAAAGGCGUGGACCUCUAACGGUAACGAUGCUAUUUUGCUUGGGCGAGUGGGCCAUGCAUCUAGGACCAACAGUAUUACUACAGGUGUUCCAAGGAAAACCUCUCUUGAUGACCUUAUUUACAGUGUUAAAUAACAUAGUGCAAAAUAAAGUUGGAAAGGAAUUUUCAAGAACUACUAAGAAUAAUCAGGAAGAUGACGAUGACUUUGAUCCUAACGUCACGUUAGACAAUUUGAUUGAUGAAUCCUCGUCGAAGUCGCCUCAAAAAGGAAAUAUUCAGUCUGUACAAUUGGCAGCGAAAAUGGUAAUGAUGCAUCUAAUCAACCAUCUGGGACACUUUCCGAUGGGUAUCGGUGCCGCGCGUCUUUCAUCACUAGUCGUCGAAUUGGACGAUGUCCCUGGAAUCGAUGGAGAUGAAUUGUCAUCCGCCGUUUUUCAAGCGCCUAAUAUACAGCUGUUGAUGCUCUCUAAUUCCAUCAUAAUGUCAUUGGUGGAAUUAGCGGCAUUGGAUGCACCUGGUGGGGGCGUCACGGCCGGCUUAACUACGGCUCCUUCUUUGGUCAGAGUAUUGUUACGAGAUCUUGCUGGAAAAGCUUCUUGGGACAGUUCAAUUUUAUACAGCCAACCCUUUAUCGACGAUGAUCUGCCAUUGCCGUUUCCGAACCGUGUUGAUUGGAGUACAAAAUUACAUACAGACGAUUUAAACAGCGUCGUCGCACCUCACAACUGUACACCCAGGCACACAAUACGGCAUCGUGAGCCUCACAUAUUGCCGACUUUUGCAAAUGCUGCUAGCGAUAUGGAUAAUUUGGACGAUCUUCUUCAGUACAUAGGACAUACCAGCCCAGAGGUUCUAACUAAUCCAGAAGUCGCUCUCAAUGCACCCGCUAAUCCACCUCAGGGACAUUAUCUGGAAAGCGAAACCAUUGCGACAAUUUUAAGUCAAAGAAAUGCGGAACAAGAACACGUAAACAACUGGAGCCAACACAUCAGUAUGUGCGCAUCGGCAAUCAAUUCACCGUCAUGUCGCCCACCUCCGGCGCCAUUCCAUCACUGCCGACUUCUGUUUUCGCAUCUCGGUCUAUCCGGCUGGGAACAGCGUAGGAAAUUACAUUUGUUGGCGAAAAAUGAGAAACUCUUACGCGAACUCCGUAAUCUCGAUAGCCAACGAUCCAGAGAGACGCAUAAGAUAGCGGUGAUUUACGUCAGCCAAGGCCAGGAAGACAAGAACUCCAUACUAAGCAAUGUCACUGCCAGUAAGGAGUAUGAAAGCUUCAUCGCCAGGCUCGCCUGGGAAGUCGAACUGGAGUCGCACACAGGUUUUCUCGGCGGCCUGGUACCUGGGAAAGCGUCCGGCGUCACUGCGCCGUACUAUGCUACGUCUUUCACUGAAGUUCUUUUCCACGUUGCUACGAGGAUGCCGUCGGACAGCCCUGAGAGUUUGUUGCAAAAGACGCGGCACCUUGGCAAUGACGAAAUUCACAUAGUCUGGUCGGAGCACUGGCGUGAUUAUCGCAGAGACAUCAUACCCACGGAAUUCUGCGAUGUUCUGAUAGUUAUUUAUCCAUUGCAAAACAAGUUAUACCGAAUACAGAUCUCGCGGAAAUCGGAGAUUCCAUUUUUCGGACCUUUGUUCGACGAGUGUAUCGUGGAGGAUAAAGUGUUGCCAGGUUUAGUAAGGACGACUGCAUUAACCGCGAGUAGAGCAAAGAGGUCUACGCUUACAUUGUACCAACAUUAUUAUGAGGAGAGAGCGCGAUCCAUCGACACUGUUAUGAGAAAUCACAAGGAAGCUACAACGUUCGAGGAAUUUACAGCCAAUGUUUAUUCACCGGUGCAACCGCCAAGCCCGUUCAGUGGAGCAUCGUCUGUUUCUGGAUCUACAACAAGCGUGCAAUCCACAGCAUCGUCAAAUCUUGCGGCGGCGCUUAUAGAUUCGCACCAGGGACGCUCCGGUCUGCGCAGCACUUCGGCAGCGAGCAGUGACAAUCGUGCGAAUAGAGUCUUGCAAAAUAUAUUCAAAGUUUCUGACGGCAGCAGAGUGUGGUUUAGCAAUGACACUCCCGAGAGUACUACACUUCACGGAAUCUCACCAAGACCUGUGAAAAAGAUGUCCUUUAAAACCGGACCAAAGCAGAGAGCUAAUACGCAAGCUACUCCUCCAGAUAGCCCAAGAUACAAGUAAAAGGUUUUUUUUAUCCGUAUCGGAUAAAUGUUCUGCACAACUAAUCGUUGAGGAUUUAUCGAGCGUUGUACUUUAAACAAACUCUCUUAGUAAAAGAAUAAUGAUAGAGAACUGCACACUGUCAGUACUUCGCGCAUAGCGUGAAGAAGAUAUCAGCAAUGCCUGGCAACUUAAUACUUUUUGCCAAUCGAUAUAUAAUAUUUUAUUCACAGUGGGAAUUGAAAAUAUCUUUCUCUCUGCAUUAUAUAGUCUUAACGUUUUCUGUUUUCCGUCCUUAGGUUUAAUUUUUAUAUUAAAUGUAUAUACAGAUCGUUGUUUAUUUGUUGCAACGUGAAUAUUAAUUUAUUAGAAGAUAAAUAUAAAUAUGAUACACUGAAUCAAGAUGAAUCUAAAGGAUAUAUAAUUAGAUAUAUAUUCUCAUAUAGACUCAGUGUCAAGAGACAGCUAUUCACAUUGUAUAGCACUUUCUUAAGAUUAUAAUUUACAUAGUACUUCAUUAGCUAUAAAGACAUAAUAAUUCUGAACUAAAAGUUUCUAUCUAAAUCAUAUUAAAAGUAGCAUAGAGAAAUACUAACAUUGUCAGAAUGCUCUGCAGUACUGCUAUAUGGCCUUGUAACUGUCUUAUUUGUCACAGUAUAUAAACAUAGAAUAACUAUUUUACUAUUAAUUAGCUGGAACAUAAAAACGGAAGAACUUAUGAUAAAAUCGUUAUUUGCGAUAAAACUUUAACUUACACGUUAACAUUACGUUCCAGAUAUGGGACUAAUAUAAAUCUGAUAAUUGCAUUAAGUUUGAUUUAAAGGAAAACAGUAAUAAUUUAAAUGAUGCGAUAAACAGUCAUUUUCAAAAAAAGGAAACACUUAAGUUUUACAUUCCAUGCGCGUAUAUCACAUUUUGUUUUUACUCUACAUUUAAUUUUUACUAUUAAUGUAUUUUCAAGCCAUUCCAUUCGAGUUUUGUAUUCGAUGGACGCGUCUACUUUUUAUACAUUUUACAAUAAUCAACAUUAAUGAGGUUUCUUUCAUUUUAUCUGAGAUAAUGUGGAGAGAUCGCGAACGUAAUCGCCGAAUCGUUUAGUUUCUAUACCGAAGUCAAAGGUGCUUAAUGUUUUAUAACACGAAAAUUAACCUCCCGAAUUAGAUAUUUCGAACGAUAAUAUAAAACCGAAUAAUUAUUACGAUUUAGUAAAGACCGAGAUGGAAAAAAAGUAAAUUUGAAAGUAAUUUAUUCUACUCCUUUUGAAUAAGCAACGGCUAUUUGCUUUGAAUGAAAUCAUCCUCAUGCAGUGAUAAUAAUCAAAGUAUUAAUGUUAUCUAUUAUCAUUAACGAACGGCAGACUAUGAUACAUUAUAUCAUGUAACGAUAUUGCGGUAUCCGAGAUGAGAUUUUUCUAGAGGUAUACACUUCGCGAUGAUAAACUCUGUGUGUGUGUAUAAUUAGAGUUUUUUGACCAUUUUGAAGACUACCAUGAAACACAUUCAAAAGUGUAGGUAUUAGCAACGAAGAUGUAGAUGUUAAUAAUAAUUAUUGAUGCGCAGAUCAUGGCCAAAGCAGCAUUAUUUUUUCACUAAUUUAUAAUGAGAUAGAACAGGGAAGCUGUAUGUAUUGUAUAUAAAUUGUUAAGCAUAUGAGAUGGUUCCGUGAAGUCAUUUAAGGUUAUUCCAAAUGUAUGUCACGUUAUAUAGCUACAUUAUUAAUAUGAUAUAUUAAUUGAGAUCAUACAUAUAUUAUAUUUAUAUACACGCUAUAUAUAUAUACAUAUAAAAUUCAUUUAUUGUCAUCAUACGCGAAACUGCUUUUCUGAUUGUAUUUAAAUGUUGUACUUAAUUAAAUACUAUCAUUGCUAUUGCUAUUGUGCUAUAUAAUUUCUUAAAGUUAACGACUCGUUAUUAAUGUUAACAUAUUGUCGAAGCAUCUUUUAUUACUUCUUGUUUACUUCUUGGCAGAACGAAAGAUUAGUGAAUGCAUAAGAAUAGCAACAGACUAUAAAAGCCAAGAAAGGCACUGGAAUAAUUCUUUCGUUUCAGUUUUUUAGAAAAGGGAAGUAUUCAUUAUAUAUAUGUAUAUAUAUAUAAAAGAAAAGCCUAAAAGCAGAAUACUCGAAUCCUUUAAUUUUGCAGAGUUUUUCAUUUAAGAAUAAACUUGUACUAUGUAUGUCUAUAUAUAAAGAUAUCACAAAUGUUUACAUAUAUUGAUAUUUAUGCAAACUAACAUGAUCUUAUAGCAUUUCUCCAUUUGCAAA